AUGGACGCCUUCAAGGCCCUACAGGGCACGCCAAUUGCCAUCACAGUCACAGCAAUCGCCGUCGUCUUGAUCCUCUACACUGCCUGGGCGCCUCACAACACAGAAGAAGCCGUUCCGUUCACCGUCCCCGUGCCAGAGCAGUGUCUACCCGACUGGAAGGGUGAAGUUCUGGAGAACCCUUCGUUGAAGGUCUCGGGCUCCUCCCUUAUCCAAUGCUAUGCACCCGCAACGGGAAAAUCCCUCGGGGUCGUCAAUCCUGCCACGCAAGACGGCGUCGAUCGCGCGAUAGCCCAGGCGACAGAAGCUCAGAAGGCGUGGGCGAAAACUACGUUCAGUCAAAGGAGAAGGGUGCUGCGGACUCUACUCAAGUUCAUACUAGACAACCAAGAGACGAUAUCGACAGCGGCAUGUCUAGACUCUGGGAAGACGAGGGUUGACUCCAGCUUCGGCGAGAUACUGGUCACGGCUGAGAAGCUCAAGUGGACGAUCGACCAUGGAGAGAAAGCGCUCAGGCCGGAGAGAAGGCCUACAAAUCUCCUGAUGAUGUACAAGAAGAACGAAGUGCGGUGGGAGCCAUUAGGCGUCGUCGCCGCAUGCGUGAGCUGGAACUACCCCUUCCACAACCUCCUCUCCCCAGCCAUCUCCGCCCUCUUCACCGGCAACGCCAUAAUCCUCAAACCCUCCGAAUCCACCGCCUGGUCCUCCCUCUACUUCACUUCUAUCCUGCAUGCCGCCCUCACUGCCUGCGGCCACAGCCCGCACCUUGUGCGCACCCUCAUCUGCUGGCCCGACGUCGCCUCGCACCUAACCUCGCACCCGGGCCUCUCCCACCUCACCUUCAUCGGCAGCCGGCCCGUCGCGCACAAAGUCGUCGCGUCCGCGGCUCGAAGCCUGACGCCCUGCACAGUCGAGCUCGGCGGCAAAGACGCAGCCAUCAUCCUGGACGACGUGCGGGACGUCCAGAAAGUCGCCAGCAUACUCCUGCGCGGCACCUUCCAGUCCGCGGGCCAGAACUGCAUCGGCAUCGAGCGCGUCAUCGCCCUCCCCCAUGUCUACGACCGGCUCAUCGCACACCUCACGCCCUUGAUCCAGUCCCUCCGUCUGGGCUCCGUCCUCGACUCCGAAGCCGAAUCCGAAUCCUCCGACCAGGUGGUCGACGUCGGCGCCUGCAUCUCCGCCGCCAACUUCCCAGCCCUCGAAAGCCUGAUCGACCAAGCCGUCGCGCAGGGCGCCCGGCUGUUAGCAGGCGGUAGUCGGCACACGCACCGCCGCUGGCCGCAGGGCCACUACUUCGCGCCGACGCUGCUCGUAGACGUGACGCCCGGCAUGCGGAUCGCGCAGACGGAGCUCUUCGCGCCCAUCUUCGUGCUCAUGCGCGCCGAGAGCGUGGACGCGGCCAUCGAGAUCGCGAAUGCCACGCCCUACGCGCUGGGGUCCUCGGUCUUUGGCUCCAGCCGCGUGGAUUUGGAGAAGGUGGUUAAGGGCGUCAGGGCGGGCAUGGUCAGCGUGAAUGAUUUCGGGGUGUACUAUAUGGUGUCGUUGCCCUUUGGCGGGGUCAAGGGGAGUGGGUACGGCAGGUUUGGCGGGGAGGAGGGGCUCAGGAGCCUUUGUAAUACCAAGGCUGUGUGUCGGGACCGGUUUCCCGGCUGGAUCGAGACGGGGAUCCCGGGGCCGUUGGAUUACCCCAUUAGGAAUGGAAGGGAGGCGUGGAGGAUGUGUAGGGGGAUUGUGGAGGUAGGGUAUGGGGAGACGAUUGGAAGGAGGGUCGCGGGGAUCAAGAAGUUGAUGGGGUUUGGGGUCUAG
Coniosporium apollinis CBS 100218 is the source of this 1803-nucleotide messenger RNA. RefSeq lists its product as uncharacterized. The coding region runs from base 1 to 1803 and encodes 600 amino acids. The record is from RefSeq and is a predicted model, not a curated record. Gene Ontology annotation, molecular function: aldehyde dehydrogenase (NAD+) activity. Lineage: Eukaryota; Fungi; Ascomycota; Dothideomycetes. The transcript is spliced from 5 exons.